Messenger RNA from Toxorhynchites rutilus septentrionalis, 2375 nucleotides. RefSeq names its product protein SPT2 homolog. Gene Ontology annotation, cellular component: nucleolus. Gene Ontology annotation, molecular function: DNA binding; histone binding. Lineage: Eukaryota; Metazoa; Arthropoda; Insecta; Diptera; Culicidae. Bases 188 to 2086 code for a protein of 632 amino acids. The record is from RefSeq and is a predicted model, not a curated record. Gene Ontology annotation, biological process: regulation of DNA-templated transcription; nucleosome assembly. The transcript is spliced from 2 exons.
CAAAAGUGCCAUAGACGACGACGGCCAUUCGUGUGUUCGUUCAUCAGUGUCUAUCUUCAUUCUCAUCAAUGGCCUUACGUUCCCAAAGUGUGUCGUAAGAAAAACAGCAAUUUGCUCUGAACUCAGUGAAAUUAGGCCCGAACAGUAGCAGAUAUUUGUCCCCGAGGUGCUCCAGCAGCCGUACGAGAUGGAUUUCGGCAAGCUGCUCAGCGUGGCCCAGCGGAAUGCAUCCAGUGUGGAGCAGAAAUCUGAGUCCCGCUACUACUCGACAAAGUUCGCACCCCCGAAGAAGGAAACCAAGGAGAAGAAACUCUCGGCAAAUAUCAAGAAGUUCCUCGCCAAGAAGGAGCAGGAGGAGCGUGAGAAGCUGCUCGAGGAGAAACGCAAGCGCGAAGAGCUGAUGGCUAAACGGGAUCCCAAAGCGAAGAAAAAGAUCGAAAAGAUGUUGAAGGUUAUCAAAUCCGCCAACAAGUCGGUGCUGGACGAUGCGAUUGAUACGCAGGACACAGCCGUUACGCUGGAGGGACCGGAUCAGCCCGAUGAGGACGAUUAUGGGUACACCUCGAACGUGGCCUCUCAGAUUUACCAGCAGCUGAUGGAUAAGUACAAGAGCAAUCCGGAGGAGAAGAAAUUCAAGGACGGUGCGAAGAAGACGAUGAGCAAAGAAGAGAUUGACCGGGCCAAGGCACGCGUGAAGGAUGCCCUCAAUAAAGCCGAAGAGGAAGAGAAUGCCCCGAGGACCAGGAAACGGAAGACAGGCGAGGGAUCAAGCAGGGAUGAGGUGGUUAGCAGUGGCAAAACGCUUGUGGGUCCCGACAGAUAUGAUCCGGAGGAAGAAAGACGAAAAGAGGCAGAGGCAAAAGCGAAGGAAGAAGCUGCCAAAAGGAAAGCUAAACGUCCGACGGGGCCAGCCCCACCGGAUUUUGCGACACUGAUGAAACUGGCCGAGCAGAAACAAUUCGAACCUGUGCUCAAAGUGGAUGUCCCAGUCGAGAAGAAAGAACCUGAGCGUCUGAUGACGAAAAAGGAAAAGAAAGAAUACGAUGAGCGAAUGGCUUAUCUGGAGGAAAAGAAAAUCCGCGAUCGGAUACGGAACGACCCGAAGUUGUCGGAGAAAGAAAAACAGAUUAAACUGGCAAGAUACGAUGCCAUGAAAUCGGGCGGUAAAAGCUCAAGCUCUGGUGGUAGCAGCAGCAGCAACAGCUCUUCCGCCAAACCCAACUCCACCCCAAAUGUUAUGGCUCCAAACGGAAGAAUUCCUAAACUGAACUCAUCCGGACCGGACAAACCAGUGGCCAGCAAACCGACAAGCACAAAUCCCAGUAUAAAGUCACAAAAUCGUCCCGACGAGAAACGACCCGCGCAACAGAGGCCUGCCACAGAGUCAUCAUUGUCAAAGAGCAAACUGGAAGCGGCACUCACCGCCAACAAAAAACCUUCCACCAGUUCACAACUCUCGAGAGAACCAACAAGCAGCAGCCAGCCUAAAAAACCAAUCUCAUCUGUUCAACCCAAUGGCGCUUCGAAAUCAUCUCUUUCCUCCAAAGUGCCUCCGUCUCGUGGUAAUCCGUCAUCUUCCACAUCAUCCAAACAGACGACGCAACCCCCGGCCAACGGUCAAAAGUCGAGACCCCCGUCGGACGUUCAAAAGACACGCCAAUUUCCUCCGCCAGAUGUGCGGCAGCAGCAACAGCAAAAAUCUCGACAGUUUCCUCCCCCGGACAUGAUGAGGAAACGACCGUCGGAUUCGCACCGUUCCGGUGCCGGCCCAGCUCAGAAGAAACGUCGCCAGGUCAUCGACAGCGAUAGCGAGUACGACUCGGAGAUGGACGAUUUCAUCGAUGACGACGACGCGGAGGAGGACUACUCGACACACAUUCGUGCCAUCUUCGGAUACGAUAAGUCCCGCUACAAGGACGAGGACUUUGACGACCGGACGAUGGAGUCCAACUUUGCCCAGCAGAUGCGGGAGGAGUUUAUCAGCAAGAAGAUCGGCCUGAUGGAGGAUCUCGAAGACAUACGGAUGGAGGAGGAGGAGAAGAAGCGGAAAGCGAUGCUCAAGAAGCAGAAGAUGAAAGGGAAAUGAAAUUGAGGAGGGAAAGCGUUGUUAUAAGUUUCAGUUUGAUACAUUUUAUACUAUUAUUGAAUGUUAUUUAUUUUUUUCUUUGUGGUCACAUUUUGCCUAGUUUAUGGGACAUAUGGCUCGAGUGGAGAAAACGGAACGAUCGGAGAUUUCGUUCACAUUUUAUAAAUGAUUUAUAAUAUAAUUAACGUUUACGUAGAGUUUUUGGUUAUAUGAAAUGGUAGAAAUUGCGAUGGAAUAAUUGUGAAUAACAUAUUCAAAGUUAUAGAUUAUGUCCGGCGAUAGAUAAACG